Pan troglodytes (chimpanzee) is the source of this 6521-nucleotide messenger RNA. RefSeq names its product MALT1 paracaspase (gene MALT1). Bases 1 to 2475 code for a protein of 824 amino acids. The record is from RefSeq and is a predicted model, not a curated record. Gene Ontology annotation, biological process: positive regulation of canonical NF-kappaB signal transduction; B cell activation; innate immune response. The transcript is spliced from 17 exons. Gene Ontology annotation, molecular function: cysteine-type endopeptidase activity. NCBI's taxonomy places the organism in Eukaryota, Metazoa, Chordata, Mammalia, Primates, Hominidae.
AUGUCGCUGUUGGGGGACCCGCUACAGGCCCUGCCGCCCUCGGCCGCCCCCACGGGGCCGCUGCUCGCCCCUCCGGCCGGCGCGACCCUCAACCGCCUGCGGGAGCCGCUGCUGCGGAGGCUCAGCGAGCGCCUGGAUCAGGCGCCCGAGGGCCGGGGCUGGAGGAGACUGGCGGAGCUGGCGGGGAGUCGCGGGCGCCUCCGCCUCAGUUGCCUAGACCUGGAGCAGUGUUCUCUUAAGGUACUGGAGCCUGAAGGAAGCCCGAGCCUGUGUCUGCUGAAGUUAAUGGGUGAAAAAGGUUGCACAGUCACAGAAUUGAGUGAUUUCCUGCAGGCUAUGGAACACACUGAAGUUCUUCAGCUUCUCAGCCCCCCAGGAAUAAAGAUUACUAUAAACCCAGAGUCAAAGGCAGUCUUGGCUGGACAGUUUGUGAAACUGUGUUGCCGGGCAACUGGACAUCCUUUUGUUCAAUAUCAGUGGUUCAAAAUGAAUAAAGAGAUUCCAAAUGGAAAUACAUCAGAGCUUAUUUUUAAUGCAGUGCAUGUAAAAGAUGCAGGCUUUUAUGUCUGUCGAGUUAAUAACAAUUUCACCUUUGAAUUCAGCCAGUGGUCACAGCUGGAUGUUUGCGACGUCCCAGAGAGCUUCCAGAGAAGUGUUGAUGGCGUCUCUGAAUCCAAGUUGCAAAUCUGUGUUGAACCAACUUCCCAAAAGCUGAUGCCAGGCAGCACAUUGGUUUUACAGUGUGUUGCUGUUGGAAGCCCUAUUCCUCACUACCAGUGGUUCAAAAAUGAAUUACCAUUAACACAUGAGACCAAAAAGCUAUACAUGGUGCCUUAUGUGGAUUUGGAACACCAAGGAACCUACUGGUGUCAUGUAUAUAAUGAUCGAGACAGUCAAGAUAGCAAGAAGGUAGAAAUCAUCAUAGGAAGAACAGAUGAGGCAGUGGAGUGCACUGAAGAUGAAUUAAAUAAUCUUGGUCAUCCUGAUAAUAAAGAGCAAACAACUGACCAGCCUUUGGCGAAGGACAAGGUUGCCCUUUUGAUAGGAAAUAUGAAUUACCGGGAGCACCCCAAGCUCAAAGCUCCUUUGGUGGAUGUGUACGAAUUGACUAACUUACUGAGACAGCUGGACUUCAAAGUGGUUUCACUGUUGGAUCUUACUGAAUAUGAGAUGCGUAAUGCUGUGGAUGAGUUUUUACUCCUUUUAGACAAGGGAGUAUAUGGGUUAUUAUAUUAUGCAGGACAUGGUUAUGAAAAUUUUGGGAACAGCUUCAUGGUCCCCGUUGAUGCUCCAAAUCCAUAUAGGUCUGAAAAUUGUCUGUGUGUACAAAAUAUACUGAAAUUGAUGCAAGAAAAAGAAACUGGACUUAAUGUGUUCUUAUUGGAUAUGUGUAGGAAAAGAAAUGACUACGAUGAUACCAUUCCAAUCUUGGAUGCACUAAAAGUCACCGCCAAUAUUGUGUUUGGAUAUGCCACGUGUCAAGGAGCAGAAGCUUUUGAAAUCCAGCAUUCUGGAUUGGCAAAUGGAAUCUUUAUGAAAUUUUUAAAAGACAGAUUAUUAGAAGAUAAGAAAAUCACUGUGUUACUGGAUGAAGUUGCAGAAGAUAUGGGUAAGUGUCACCUUACCAAAGGCAAACAGGCUCUAGAGAUUCGAAGUAGUUUAUCUGAGAAGAGAGCACUUACUGAUCCAAUACAGGGAACAGAAUAUUCUGCUGAAUCUCUUGUGCGGAAUCUACAGUGGGCCAAGGCUCAUGAACUUCCAGAAAGUAUGUGUCUUAAGUUUGACUGUGGUGUUCAGAUUCAAUUAGGAUUUGCAGCUGAGUUUUCCAAUGUCAUGAUCAUCUAUACAAGUAUAGUUUACAAACCACCGGAGAUAAUAAUGUGUGAUGCCUAUGUUACCGAUUUUCCACUUGAUCUAGAUAUUGAUCCAAAAGAUGCAAAUAAAGGCACACCUGAAGAAACUGGCAGCUACUUGGUAUCAAAGGAUCUUCCCAAGCAUUGCCUCUAUACCAGACUCAGUUCACUGCAAAAAUUAAAGGAACAUCUAGUCUUCACAGUAUGUUUAUCAUAUCAGUACUCAGGAUUGGAAGAUACUGUAGAGGACAAGCAGGAAGUGAAUGUUGGGAAACCUCUCAUUGCUAAAUUAGACAUGCAUCGAGGUUUGGGAAGGAAGACUUGCUUUCAAACUUGUCUUAUGUCUAAUGGUCCUUACCAGAGUUCUGCAGCCACCUCAGGAGGAGCAGGGCAUUAUCACUCAUUGCAAGACCCAUUCCAUGGUGUUUACCAUUCACAUCCUGGUAAUCCAAGUAAUGUUACACCAGCAGAUAGCUGUCAUUGCAGCCGGACUCCAGAUGCAUUUAUUUCAAGUUUCGCUCACCAUUCUUCAUGUCAUUUUAGUAGAAGUAAUGUGCCAGUAGAGACAACUGAUGAAAUACCAUUUAGUUUCUCUGACAGGCUCAGAAUUUCUGAAAAAUGACCUCCUUGUUUUUGAAAGUUAGCAUAAUUUUAGAUGCCUGUGAAAUAGUACUGCACUUACAUAAAGUGAGACAUUGUGAAAAGGCAAAUUUGUAUAUGUAGAGAAAGAAUAGUAGUAACUGUUUCAUAGCAAACUUCAGGACUUUGAGAUGUUGAAAUUACAUUAUUUAAUCACAGACUUCCUCUUUCUAAGAUUUUGUGAAUUGGUUGAAUAGUUCUAUACAAAUGAAGUAUGGAGGUGUGUAUGUUUAUAUGUAUAUAACAAAAUAUUUUCAUUGUGACCACUCUGAAGUAAGAGCAAUGGGAAUGGCAUUAUUGUAGAAUAAGUCAUUGUAUUUUUAACACCAGAAAGAACCUUGCCGAUCACCAGGCAUAACCUAAUUUUAUCCAUGGAAGAAACACAGAAAGGCAUCUAAGUUAGAGCUGGCACCAGAACUGAGACCUCCAGAAAUCUAUUCCAGUAUUUUUUCCACUACACAACUGCCUUCCUGACAGGUUCUGAGAUAAGUGUUAUGUUUGUAGAUAGAGCGAAAUAUAUUUAUAUAUAUAUAAAUAUAUACAGAUACAUAUCUGUGUAUUAUCUCAAGGAAUGUACAAACUUUAGUUUUUGAUUAUAAGGACUUCACUGCAAGUUUUAGUUAAGAGGUUUGUAUAUAAAUCUGUUGUAGAACAGGCUGAAAUUUCUUGUUCAUAAGAUUAUGAAACCGCAUGAGAAGUGAUAAAAUGUUUGUUAAAGCUAGAUAAAGGUUAAGAAUCAAGAUAUAAUGGAUAAUUUUCAUAGCUGCCUAUCAGAAUUUCCCAAAUAUUUAGCAUCUUCCUUGAUAAUAUGUAUUUUCUUCUUGAAUUUCACUGGCCUAAUGAGAUAAUACUCUUAUCUUUGGUUCUACCUAAAAGUUGGUUAAAGUUGGUUAAAAAUGCAAUUGGCAUUAACAAGGAAAAAUACUGAAUUAGUAAUUUUAAAAGUCUCACAAAGAAAAUCCCAGGCCUAGAUGGCUGCAUUGUUGAAUUCUGCCAAACAUUAAAAUUAGCACUAAUUUUUUGCACACUGUUUCUAAAAGUAGGAGAGGAAAGAACACUUCCCAACUUACUUUAGGUCAGUAUUACCCUUAUACUAGACUAGACAUCACAAGAAAACUAUAAGCCAAUAUUCCUUAUUAAUACAAACACAAAAAUCAUUAACAAAAAUAUUAGCAAACUGAAUCCAGCAACCUAUAAAAAGGAUUCUAUAUCAUGACCAAGUGGAAUUUAUCCCAGGAAUUCAAGGUUGGUUCAACAUCUAAAAAUCAAAUAAGCUAAUAUACAGUCAGUUCUCAUUAUUCACAGUAAUUAUGUUCUACAGAAUAUUCUCCCACAAACACUGAAUUAAAUAUGGAACAACUGCUUUUAGGAGAAAGUGUAUUUGUGUAUAUGUGUGUAUACAUAUGUUUAUCUCACGCACAUUAUGAGCUUGAAUUCUUAAUUCAUCCUAGCAAAUUCUACCUUAUUUUACAGAAGUGAAAGUGAGGUAUCAGAAGUGUUAAGUGACAUGCCUGAGGCACCCCACUAACAGGUGUCAGAGCUGAAAUUCAAACCCCAUCCAGCUGGCCCCAGAGCCAGAGCUUCUUGUACUACACUGAAUUGCCCCUGCCAUUUCCACCCUCCAGUCAUUUCUCUAUGAGACUGAAGCAGAAAGGCAGAGCAUCAUCUUGUUCAGCCUCAGCUGGGAACAUGUGUAUUGGGUGACUCAAAUUUUUCACCCAUUUACACAUAUCCACAAAUGACUGCAAAAGUGCCAUGGAUAUCAAUUUGAGGGUUAUAAAUUUUAGCAAGUUGGUAAAUUCACAAAUACAUAACCUUGAAUAAUGAGGAUCAACUGUACCGUAUUUAAUAAAGCACAAAACCCACACAGAUUGUCUUAUUACAGCAUUUGAUAAAAUCCAAAACUCUUUCAUAAAAACACUCAACAAACUUAGGAAUAAAAGGAAUCUUCCUAGAUAUGAUAAAUAUAACAUCUAUGAAAAGCCCACACCUAACAUUAUACUUCAUGGUGAUAGACUGAAGGCUGAAUGUUUUCCCCUUAAGAUUGGGAAGAAGGACAAGGAUGUUCACUCGGCACUACUUCUAUUCAGCAUUGUACUUGAAGUUCUAGCCACAGCAGUUAGGUUAGGAAUUCAAGGUUUGUUCAACAUCUAAAAAUCAAAUAAGCUAAUAAAGAAAAGAGGUUUAUACUGCAAAAGAAGUGAAACUAUAUGUAUUCACAGUUGAUAUAUAGUUGUAUAUAGAAAAUGCUAAAGAAUCCAUAAAAAGUAAUAAAUGAGUUCAAUAGGUUGCAGGAUACAAGAUCAGUUUUAUUUCUCUACUAACAGCAAACAUUCUGAAAAUGAGAAUAAAGAAAUCCUAUAUACAGUAGCAUCAAGAGUAAAACUCCAACACGUUGUUUAAAGAAAUUAAGAUCCAGAUAAAUGGAAAGACAUCCAUGUUCAUGGAUUGGAAGACUGAAUAUUGGUAAGAUGGCAAUGCUGCCCAAAUUAGUCUACAUAUUCAACAAUUCCUAUCAAAAUCCUAGCUGUAUUUUUUGCAGAAAUUGACAAACUGGUAAAAUUGGUAGGGAAACGCAGGGGACCCAGAAUAGCCAAAAAACCUGGGAAAAGAACAAAGUUGGAAGACGUACCAAUUUCAAAAAGUGCUACCAAGCUACAAUAAGACAGUGUAGGCAUAUGGAUAGACAUAUCGAUCAGAGGAAUGGAACUAACAUCCAGAAAUAAACCCAUACAUUUCUGAUCAACUUGUUUUCAACAAGGAUGCCAAUACCAUCAAUAGAGAAGGAGUGGUCUUUUCAACAAACGGUGCUGGGACAACUAACUGGUAGCUACGUGCACAGCAAAAGGAUCCCUACCUUCCUACCACAUUACAAAUUCUAACUCAAAAUGGAUCAUAGACCUCAAUAAACUCUUAGAAGAAAACAAGUAAAUCUUUGUGAUGUUGGGCUUAGGAAUGGUUUCUUAGACACAAUACCAAAAGCACAAGCAACAAAGGAAAACAGUAGAUAAAUGGGACUUCAUCAAAAUUAACUUUAGCGCCUUAAAGGACACCAUUAAGAAAGUGAAGUUAACCCUCAGAAUGGGAGAAAAAUUUUUGAAAAAUCAUGUAUCUGAUAAAAACAAACAAACAAACAUGCAGGUGCUCAGCUGUGGUUACCACCGAGCAGCACUGUCCAGUGAACUUGCUGUGAUGAUGGGAUGCUUGGUAUCCGCACUCCCAGUGUGAUAGCCUUUAGCCUCAUGGGGUUGUUGAGCAAUUGAAAUAACAGCUAGUGUGAGGAACUGAACAUAAAAUUUUAGUUUUAGGACGGGUGUGGUGGCUCAUGCCUAUAAUCUCAGCACUUUGGGAAGCCAGUGCAGGCGGAUCACUUGAGCCCAGGAGUUCAAGACCAGCUUGACUAAGAUGGCAAAACCCUGUCUCUACUAAAAAUACAAAAAAAUUAGCUGGGCAUGGUGGCACACACCUGUAAUCCCAGCUACUAGGGAGGCUGAGGCAGGAGAAUCGCGCUUCCCCUUUAUACUCUUCUGUAUAUUUAAUUUUUUUUUUUUUAAGACAGAGUCCUGGCUCUGUUGCCCAGGCUGGAGUGCAGCGACAUAGUCUCAGCUCACUGCAGCAUCCGUGGAGGCUGAAACAGGAGAAUCGCAUGAAUUUUUUUAAAAAAUCUAAAUAUGUAAUUUUAAAACUGGCUUAAGAAGAAUGAUAACAGUUUUGGUCUUUUUUAUCAACCAUGUUUUUAUUUUACUUGAAUCUCGUGCCAAUUGCUUUGUAAUAUUAAAGUAGGAUUUACACAAGUGGAAUUUAGAAAAGAUAAUCUGUCAAAUCUGUCAAUACCAAUUAGAAUGUAAUAAAGAAAUUAGGAUAGUGGAGGUUUGAGCAAGUAAAGGCUCACCCAAAUUCAAAGCCAAUACUUGAUGCUGAGAGGGAAUAUUUUCUGGAAGGUAAUUUUUAAAAAUUAAAGUCACAAUUAUAAAUUGUAUAAUUCCUAAUAAAAGAAAUCUCAACUCAUGGGACAAUUUGAAUAUAAAA